AUGGCGGAAUUGUCACUUUUUACUCUGCCACCGGAGAUUCGUACGCAAAUAUGGUCUUACCUGGUUCAACCGACGAUCAUCUACCCCUGCCAAUGCGCCAUGAGGGACGAACAAUGUCAAGCCCACCGUGCGGGCGCCUGCUGCCACAACGCCUCCACCUACCAGCACUGUGACAACCGCAUCCUUCGCGUCAGCCGACAAGUCUUCGAAGAGGUCCAGCCGAUGGCAAAGCACGCAGAGAGCAAGCGACUCUUUGUGCUCUGCAACAAUCUCUGCCUCGACAACUUCUUCAAGUCCCUGGACCAAAGUGACUGGAAAUGGGUCAAGCAUGUGCGGGUCAACCUGUUCGUCGGCUGGGGCAAUGACAACCAAGACGACUGGUUUCUCUGCCAGAUGCACCGCUGGGCAAAGAGAUACGUGGCGGGCACCUUGAACAAGUAUGAACAAGGGCGAGAGGUCUCGAUCCAGCCCGCCGAGGAAGCGAAAGAGGACAAGAACGGGAGGAGGACUCUCGUCGUCGACGUCUACCUUUCGUGA
Messenger RNA from Fonsecaea erecta, 537 nucleotides. RefSeq lists its product as hypothetical. The coding region runs from base 1 to 537 and encodes 178 amino acids. The record is from RefSeq and is a predicted model, not a curated record. The transcript has a single exon. Lineage: Eukaryota; Fungi; Ascomycota; Eurotiomycetes; Chaetothyriales; Herpotrichiellaceae.